Messenger RNA from Brenthis ino (lesser marbled fritillary), 4170 nucleotides. The record is from the annotation of a GenBank genome assembly. NCBI's taxonomy places the organism in Eukaryota, Metazoa, Arthropoda, Insecta, Lepidoptera, Nymphalidae.
AUGGUGCCAGUGGCUAUCGAAGGGUGUACCCAAGGGGCUGAAGGUGGCGGGGCCCGAGGCGGUUCUAUUUCACUCGGAUUGUUAAUAGAUUUUAUAGUGCAACGAACAUAUGAUGAGCUUACAGUUUUGGCAGAAUUGUUACCACGGAAAACUGACAUGGAGCGCAAAAUUGAAAUUUAUAAAUUCAGUGCAAGGACAAGACAACUCUUUGUUCGCUUACUUGCUCUGGUAAAGUGGGCCAGCAGUGCCACAAAAGUUGAUAGAUCUGCACAUAUCAUGGCAUUCUUAGAUAAACAAGCUCUUUUAUUUGUUGAGACAGCUGAUGUCCUGGCUCGUGUAGCACGGGAGACAUUGGUCCAUGCCAGGUUGCCUACUUUCCACAUGGCAGCUGCUGUAGAAGUUUUAACUUUAGGCACCUACAGUCGCCUUCCAGCAGUAAUACGUGAACGGCUUGUGCCCCCACCAUCGUUAACACCCGCUGAACGACGAUCUACAUUACGUGCUCUUGCUCAUGUUGUCCGACAGCGUUUAACAACAGCGUCGUUACCUAGCGAUGUUAGAAAUUUAAAGGUAGAAAAUGGGAGAGCCACAUUUUCCAUUGGUCAAGAGUUUAGUGUUUCAUUAACAGUCAUGGGGGAUGCGCCUAAUUUGCCAUGGCGUCUGCUGGACAUUGCUAUACUUAUACAGGAUAAUGAGACUGGAGAGGGAAAACCUUUAGUGCACACGUCACAGUUAAACUGGCUCCGUGGGGUGGCACAGGCUCGUCUAGCCGCUGCUGGCUUAGGUGGCGCGCUAACAGCCCUCCGAUACUUUUGUCGUGCCCUUUCCUUAGAGCUACUGUAUACACAGACUUUAAGAUUAUGUCGUGAUCGUUUAGCACGUCAUCUCCAAGUCGACAGAUACAUACCUGGACAAAAGUUGCAAGUUUCUUAUUGGAGGGAGCUGGGAUGCGAGCUCGGCUACAGACUGAUAAUAGGCGCGGAAGGCGAGACUCUGUGCGUGUGGCACGUGCCGGCGCUGGCGGGCGGCGAGCGCGUGGCCGCCGCGCUCACGCCGCACGCGCCGUCCAUGGAGCGGCUGCUGGCGCACACCGUGCACGUGCGCUCCCGGCAAAGACUUAACGAUUUGAAAGUACUCCUCAAUGAUUUAGGGGUGGAGUGCAGCGUGGGCGGGUGGCCGUGCGUGCUGGCGUGCUCGGUGGUGUGGCCGUGCCUGCGCGCGGAGCAGCUGCUGGUGUCGGUGGGCGCGCACGGCGGGCGCCUGCGCGCGCGCGUGCCCGCCUACCCCGCCACGCCGCGCAUGCCCGCGCUGGCGCGCGCGCUCGCCGCCGCCGACCGUCGCGCCGUACGCGACUUGCUCACGCAUCUCAGAUUCUGGCUGGUCGCACGUAGAUGCGAAAAAACGUUGCAACAUUUGCCGGCAAGUGUUUGCGAACACUUGCCUUUCCUUCACGGACCUGACCAUCCACUCAAUAAGCUUUCCCCCGAUCGUCUAUACGUCACUUUACACAGACAUACAGAUCAUAUAUUAGUGGUAGAAAUGAAAGAGGUGGCGGCGGGCGGCACGGCCACCACCAGCUCGAGCAGCAACAGCGGCAGCGCGUGCAGCGUGGCGCUCGCCUUCCACCUGGCCGGCGCGCGCCGCUGCACGCCCGAUGAGUGCGAGGAUGAGAAUAACACAGCAUCCUCUACUGCAGCAUCGCCCGCUACGGCUCGCGCCUUCUUGAAAUUGCAUUCACUUGUUGAAUUGGACACAUUCACACUGACACAUGGUCCCUUCACGCCGCUAGACACUCCGGGCAUGCAGCCAGGCAAGCGCAAGUUGUCCGCUGCUAACAGUCGCUCAGUGCGCGUGCGCCAGCCCGCCUACUUCCUGCCCGAGCUGGCGCACGUGGUCGCCGCCGCGGACGAGCGCGUACCUUUCGUCAACCUCGCUCAGGAGCUGGCGGCGCGCGGCGUGACGCACGGUGGCGUGCAGGUGGAGUGGUCGGGCUCGGCGCUGGGCAUGCGCGUGGUGGCGCUGCCGCGGCCCGAGGGUGCGGGCGAGGGCGCGGCGGCGGCGCUGCGCGCGCGCCUACUCGCCGCCACCAUACGCCUCACCACCAAGAACCAGGCGCGCGUGUGGACCGCCGAGAUCGUGUUCCACGGCUCGCCUGUGCCCACGCCCAAUCCGAAAGAGCAAGGCGAAAGACGAUGUGUGUACCUCCAAUAUGAACUCGGCACGGAUGCAGGACGUACAGCGGAUGCAUUUUUAGCCGAUUGGGCUGCUAUCGUCCAUCUACACACUCUUUUGUAUGACUUUAUGCUCCGGCCUAGUCAAGAACGCGAGUCGCUGUGGCAAGGCGUGUGCAUCCGCUCGUACACGUACCGGUCGCUGGUGCUGGGGUUCGGCGCGGCGCAGCGCGCCACCGCCGUGCUGCAGUGGUCGGCCGCGGCGCAGCGCUACACCGUGGCCACGCCCGCGCACCAGCCCGCCGCCAACGCGCACCAUCUGCUGCAUCAUCACCUCGAUCAUUAUAUCAACUGGCACAAAGACCUAAUAUCGCUGGGUGUGGUGCUGCGCGAGACGUACGCGCCGCUGCUGGCGCUGAGCCGGCUGCCCGCGCUGCCGCAGCUGGGCCUGCACCACGUGCGCACGCUCAUGCCCACGCCCACCUUCACGCUGCUCGCGCACUCCUGGCGGAAGAUAAGAAUUAUAUACGCCGGUGCAUAUUCAAUUGAAGUGGGCAUUAGAGGUGGCAACAUGGUUACAAUACGCGACGGCGCGUACUCUAAAUUUGACAGAAGCACAGUUGUCGAUGAAUUCGCGCCUGCACUUGGUUUAAAGACAUUCCUCUCAAGAUACGUUGACGAUAGCAUCAGCGCCAGGCUGUUAGCGGAAGAUGACAAUCCGCCAUCACCGAUGUCUCCUAUGCCACCAGGUGGACUACGUUUCCCCGCGCCUCUAACUCCUCCACAGCCGCACACGCCGCACUCAGCGCCCGUCACUCCACACCCGGCGUCGCCGGCACAGCAUCAGAUGGGCGGUGGAUCGUUCAACCUGACGUCCCCGCCGGGCGCGCCGGGCACGGCGGGCGGCGCGGGCGGCGCGGGGCUGUCGGCGUCGCCCGCGUCGCCGCUGGCGCCGUCCCCGCUGGCGCCGGCCGCGUCCCCGCACCCGCCGCCCACCUCACCCUUCACCGCGUGGCCCGCCUCGCCCUCGCUGCCGCGCCCGUCGCCCGGGCACCACCCCUCGCCGCGGCACCAUCUUGAUCAUAAAGGUCCACAAGCCAGUUCAAGCACAGCGAGCGGGCGUGGCGCGGGCGCGGGCGGCGCGGGGCGCGCGUGGGGCGCGCUGCCCGGCACGCCGCUCGCCGUCAGCAAGCUGGAGGCGCUGUGCUCGCCGUGCGAGCCGCCGCCCGGCGCGCCGCCCGGCCCGCCGCUCGCGCCGCUGCAGCGCUUCCUGGCCUGCGUCUAUAUGAAGCGAGCGCUGCUGCGAUUUGUGCACCAGGAGGAUUAUCUAACAAUGGUGUCUACGGACGCGACGUCGCUGACGUUCCGCUGCGACACGGCAGGGCUGGCGGCGCGCGUCACGCUGCACCCACAGCACAUGCAGUCGCUGCACCUGCAACUCACGCCGCUCGCUGACGUCAAGGACAACUGGUCCGCUGACGACUUACAGGUGAUGGAGAAGUUUUUCGAGCAGCGCGUGGCGAUAGCGCCGUACCGCGCGACGGCGCUGCAGGGCUGGGCGCGCGCGUGGGGCGCGCCGGCCGCCGCGCUGCCGUCGCUGGUGGCGCUGAUGCGCGCCGAGCUCGUGCCCAUCGCGCCCGCGCUGUGGACGCUGCACUGGGUGCUGCGCAUCCCGCCCGCCGGCCCGCAGAUCGUGCCCGCCGGCCAGCCCGCCGUGCUGCUCGCCAAGCACAAGAUACUCUUCUUUAUUUGCCUAACACGUGGCGAGACGCAGCUGGUUCUGCCGCUGGUGUACGACGUGCAGUCCAAUGCGAUGCAGAUAGCUGAGCGACGAGACGCACAACAACCUCAUCUCAUCGCCGUCAACUUACAUUUAAAACGGUUUGCGGAGUUCAGCCAGUCGCACGGCGAGUGCAUCCUGUGGCCGGCGGUGCGCGACUUGCUCAUCAACUUCACGCUGCCGCAGGACGCGCCGCAAGCGCCCGCGCCGCCGCCGCCA